Messenger RNA from Sorghum bicolor (sorghum), 1912 nucleotides. Its product is annotated as UDP-glycosyltransferase 85A2. Lineage: Eukaryota; Viridiplantae; Streptophyta; Magnoliopsida; Poales; Poaceae. The transcript has a single exon. Gene Ontology annotation, molecular function: UDP-glycosyltransferase activity. The record is from RefSeq and is a predicted model, not a curated record. Bases 111 to 1604 code for a protein of 497 amino acids.
GCUGGCAGAAGUGGAGCACUAACAGGCAACAUCAUAGCAUAGGCAAAACCACCAAUUCUAGCAAAGCCUUGGAGCUUGGGGUGGUAGCCACACCAGUAGCCAGAGCAGUCAUGGGGUCGCUGCCGACGGAGGAGCGGGAGAGGCGCCAGCAGCAGCCGCCGCACGUGGUGAUGGUCCCGUACCCGGCGCAGGGCCAUGUCACGCCGAUGCUGCAGCUGGCCAAGCUACUCCACACGCGCGGCUUCCACGUCACCUUCGUCAACAACGAGUUCAACCACCGCCGCCACCUGCGCGCGCGCGGGCCUGGAGCGCUCGACGGCGCGCCGGGGUUCCGCUUCGUCGCCAUCGACGACGGCCUUCCACGCUCCGACGCCGACGCCACGCAGGACGUCCCCGCGCUCUGCUACUCCACCAUGACCACCUGCCUGCCCCGGUUUAAGGACCUCGUCGCCCGGACCAAUGCCGAGGCCGAGGCCCAGGGACGGCCCGCCGUGACGUGCGUCGUCGCCGACAGCGUCAUGACCUUCGCUCUCCGCGGCGCGCGGGAGCUCGGCCUCCGCUGCGCCACGCUCUGGACCGCCAGCGCCUGCGGCUUCAUCGGCUACUACUACUACCGCCACCUCGUGGAGCGGGGCAUCGUCCCGCUCCAGAACGAGGCGCAGCUCACCGACGGGUACCUGGACGACACCGUCGUCGACUGGAUCCCCGACGGCGCGGCGCCCAAGGACCUGCGGCUCCGGGACUUCCCGAGCUUCGUACGCACCACGGACCCGGACGACAUCAUGCUCAACUACUUCAUCCACGAGGUGGCCGGGAUGUCGCAGGCGUCGGCGGUGGUCAUCAACACCUUCGACGAGCUCGACGCGACACCGCUCCACGCCAUGGCGAAGCUCCUGUCGCGGCCGGUCUACACCGUCGGCCCGCUCCCGCUGACGGUGCGAAACAACGUCCCCGCGGACAGCCCCGUCGCGGCCAUCGCGUCCAACCUGUGGAAGGAGGAGGACGCGCCGCUCCGGUGGCUCCACGGCCGCGCGCCGCGCUCGGUCGUGUACGUUAACUUCGGGAGCAUCACGGUGAUGUCCAACGAGCAGCUGGCCGAGUUCGCGUGGGGGCUGGCCAACACCGGCUACGCCUUCCUGUGGAACGUGCGUCCGGACCUCGUCAAGGGCGGCGGCGGCGGCGGCGGGCUGCCGUCGGAGUUCGCGGCCGCGACGGAGGGCCGGAGCAUGCUGUCGACGUGGUGCCCGCAGGCGGCGGUGCUGGAGCACGAUGCCGUGGGGGUGUUCUUGACGCACUCCGGGUGGAACUCCACGCUGGAGAGCAUCUGCGGCGGCGUGCCCAUGGUGUGCUGGCCCUUCUUCGCCGAGCAGCAGACCAACUGCCGGUACAAGCGCACCGAGUGGGGCAUCGGGAUGGAGAUCGGCAGCGACGUCCGGCGGGGCGAGGUGGAGGCGCUCAUACGGGAGGCCAUGGAGGGGGAGAAAGGGCGGGAGAUGCGCCGGCGAGUGACGGAGCUCAAGGAAAGCGCCGUGGCCGCGGCGAGGCCCGACGGACGAUCCAUGCGCAACGUGGACAGGCUCAUCGACGAGGUGCUCCUAGCCUGAGCCUGAGCCUGAGCAUUCAGCAUCCUCCCUGUGGCUCUCUUUGUUCUCCGUGGACAGGAACUGUGCUCCUAGCUAGCUUGAGCAUUCAACAUCCUCCGAUCAUACGGUAUCAUAUCCUUGUUUUUAUUGUGAAAGUGGCAACGAUGUCGUUGCACAUGGGAGUAUAUCUCUCUCGAUGUUGGAGGUGAUUAACAAAUCACUAAAGCUAAAUUUGGCAAGAGAUCUAUAGUAGCUAAAUUUGGUAAGAGAUCUGUAGUAUGUAAGGUCUUAUUAUAAAAUUAAGAACAUGGUGCUCUUGUUCAAUUUAU